This is a messenger RNA of Eurytemora carolleeae, 1783 nucleotides long. RefSeq lists its product as uncharacterized. NCBI's taxonomy places the organism in Eukaryota, Metazoa, Arthropoda, Copepoda, Calanoida, Temoridae. The record is from RefSeq and is a predicted model, not a curated record. Bases 164 to 1018 code for a protein of 284 amino acids. The transcript has 13 exons.
UAGUGUCCGACUCUCUCUAGGAACAGGAAGCAAUAAAACUUCUUAACCGGAAGCGGACCGGAAGUGAACCAGCAGUGUCGACAGUAUGUGUACAUCUAUGUACUGUUCGUGUACAGACUACGGACCUGUACAAGUUUAAGGUGUAGAAUAAAACUCUGAAAAGAUGAUGAAUCUGAAGUGUGUUAUCUCUCUAUUUUUCCUGUUCUCUGCCAAAGGAGUAUUGAGUUUAAGAUUGGUCUCAUUCUCAGUUCCCGAUCAUGCUAUUCAGGGCGAAGAUAUAGAGUUAAUUUGUAAAUAUGAUCUAGAAGGGGAUAAACUCUACUCUGUUAAGUGGUACAGAAACGGUCAAGAGUUUUACAGAUAUAUACCAACAGAUAGUCCUUCUACGGUAGUCUUCAAACAGGAAGGACUUAAUAUACAUGAGUUAAAAAGUACAGAGAGUCAGCUGAUUAUCAGGAAUGUCAACCUCAUGAUAACUGGACUGUUCCGAUGUGAGGUAUCAGGAGAAGGUCCUCUGUUCAAUACAGCAUCACAGGAAACAGUUCUAGUGGUGGUUGAUCUACCGGAUGGUGGACCUCUUAUCAAAGGAAGCUAUCCGAGAUACCAGGUUGGAGAUGAGCUGAACGUCAGCUGUAGUUCUCCUAACUCUCUACCUGCAGCCCAACUCAAGUGGUAUAUCAACGGAGAAGAAGCGGAUCCAGGAUCGCUGAGCAAUCUGAAGAUUCAUCGAUCUCGAGAUGGACUUGAGACAUCACAGCUAGAUCUCAGAUUUGGGCUGACAGAGAAGCAUUAUAGAAAAGGUGAUCUGAAGCUGAAAUGUACUGCUACAAUUGCUACAAUAUACUGGAAAUCGAACGAGGAGUCAGUGCAGAUUGUUCGAAAGCAAACUGAAUAUUCGCAGUAUAAAUCACAGGUAUGGACAUCGGAAUCCAUAAUCAAGAGCAUAUCAGGUAGUCCUGUGUUUACUGUAUCCAUUCUUCCUCUCUUCUUUCUACCCCUAGCUCUCAGAAUAUUGUAAAUCUACCACGGUUGACAAGGGUCAUUUUGAAUUCGAACCUGACCGACCGCUUGUACCUUCGUUAAGAAAGCGCAGCAAAUACCGACUUGGUUUCUACUUCGAUGGCGCGGCCAGAUAUUUAUUCAGUACAAGACUAAUUUGACUUUAAAAUAUGAGUUUUCAAACUCCUGAUAAAAUAAGAGGUUACAGACUAUAUAUCAGUGAUCUAAAAAGUUAUAUAAUAAGUGAAAUAAAUUCUCGGACAGGCAGCUGUAAGUCAGAGUCUUGAAAGUUAUUAAAGGGACUGUAAACGUAAUUUUGACGCUUACAGUCCCUUUAAAUAGUCACAGUUCUGUUUUGAGAACAUUAUAAAAACAUAUUUUUUAAUAUUUUCGUUUUAAUUGUUACAGUCAGACACAGUUUAAUACUCAUGUAGUCAAAAUAUUUUAUUUUAUUUUCAAAAAAGUUUAAAAAUCAUGAAAUACUCCAAAAUUUAAUCCUUACAUAUUCAUUCAGAUAUUAGUGCUUAUAAAAUAAAACCGGGUAUUAAAAAAAAUCAUUUUAGAUGAUAAAAAAACAUCAAAUUGAGUGAAAAAAUUUCUCUUUUAUUUCGUAUAUUUUCCUUAAAAAUGUUUUAAAUACAAUUUUUUUCCUGAUUGAAAUUGAAAAUUUAAUUUAUGGUUUUAAAACUUACAAAUUCCAUGUGGAAUGUUUGAAAUAUAAUCUAGUCAAAUAGUUUAAAAAAUCAAAAUCGUUUAGCCCCUUCCAAACAAGGGGGGGGGGGAA